CGCCAGGGCGGUGUUUGCGUGGCAAUAUACUAAAUCAGCACUUCAGUUUCAUUUUUCAAUGUAGGUCAGACAAGGGAGCCAUUUUAAAAGAAGCUGUGUUCAGACGCUACUUCCUGUUUGUUUCUGAUUGGUUACUGUCAGGAGUGAGGCAGGUUCUCAGGCCAGAUCAGGAAGGGAGGCUGCAGCAAAUCCCAUUCUUCAAGCACAUUUAGUCCAGAGUUACCCCAGAAAUGCUUGAUGAAAAAUGCACAGGGACUUGGCAAUAUGUAUAUGUAACUUCUGGGUCACCUACUUCAAGGAGGAACUUGGAGCAAGACUCACAGAAGCUGAUCCAGGAUUUCUUAAGUGUUGGUAAAGAGUCACCCGAAUACCUUAACCAUGUGUCCAAACAAGUAGACAAAUACAGACACCAGACUGUUCCUCUGAAGAAGCCAACAGAGUAUCCACUGAGAAUUGGGGGGCUAAAUGACACAAUCUAUGAAGAAAGGGAGGACGAGCUUGAAGCAUGGGAAAACUUCUACAUGCCUGACCGAGUGGAGAUGAAAGUUAUCGGUGCCAUUGAUACCUUCCCGAGUCUGGCUGUGGGGCUGCAGCUGAUCAUUCUGGCAGGCAAAGAUGGCAACGUCUAUGCUUAUGAAAAUGAGGUGUUGCACCAAGUGGCUGACAGCUUGCAGGACCUCUUUGAAAAUGGACUUUCCUUUCCUGGAACCAAAAUCUACAACUAUGGGGAAUGUUUUGAGCCAAUGACUGAUGAUGAAUACAGUGAGUUAAUGCAGAGUGAAGAAGUAAAGAAAAUGGAAGAUGAGACCAGGGAAUUCAUCCAAAGCAAUGAAGAUGAAUUUCUGAGGAUACUGGCCUGCAUUGAAGAAAAAGAGAAUGCAGAAAAGGUUGUGUCCAACAAAGUUGUACCUUAUAACAACCACAGCAAGCAUGCACAACAAUUGACCAUCAGUAAUUUAACUGAUUACAAUUAUAAUGCAGUUCUAGAUAUUUUGACUUGGGCCACCCAGCAACAAUUGCUGACAUUUGAAGAUGUGAUCAGUUUCUUAAUUCGUGAAAAGCUGCAGGAGUUAGUAUUAUGGGCAGACAGAGAAUAUGAGCUGAGCAGAGCGGUGAAAAAAAUCCUCUUAUUGUUCAGAAUAUCCCCCACUCCGCUGCUUGCGAUUCAGGCUCCCUCCCCCACUCCACACAAAAUAGGCACAAAGAAAAUAGUUGGGGGGGGGGGGGGGAACGGCUGUUUUACCAAAUACCGAUGAAAAGAUGUAAUGUACGUUAAGAAAGGAGUACUAUGGCGUCUUCCUUAUAAUCCAAUAGCUUGACCCCAACUAAAAACAAAUUCCCAGCUAUGAUCAGCAAAGAAAGAAGUCUACAUGAAGUGCUCAGAGAGAUUAUCUAAUAAUAUUCUAAAAUGCGUUCUUGCUAUUGAUUGGUACUAAAAAAAAUGCAUAAAUUCAAAAUAAAGUAAAAGUUAGGGAAUAUCAUCUUGCAAUUAACAGGUUUUAAACUGGUUCGUACAAUGUCAUGUAUGGUGUAUUCACCAAUUUCAAACUUGACAUAUGAUUUGUAUCGAAUUAUGUUUGUACUGAGCUUGUUUGUAUCUGAAUAUCUUAUAAGGAGCUGUGUAUGAACUAUGCUUGAGUGCAGAAAAUAUAAACUAUGUACACAGCACUUUAUAAAUAAAAUAUAAAUAAUAAUACACUAGAGCUAAAUUU
This is a messenger RNA of Polyodon spathula (Mississippi paddlefish), 1712 nucleotides long. RefSeq lists its product as uncharacterized. The coding region runs from base 231 to 1256 and encodes 341 amino acids. The record is from RefSeq and is a predicted model, not a curated record. Lineage: Eukaryota; Metazoa; Chordata; Actinopteri; Acipenseriformes; Polyodontidae. The transcript has 6 exons.